AUGCUCCCACCAGAGGUUUGGAAUAUAGUCUGCGGCCACUUGUCCCAGUUCGAUCUCUGCACGCUUCUGACAGUAAACCGCGACAUCUACGAAAUAGCAUUGGCCCAGCUGUACCGCUCGAUCACCAUCGACUACCACUACACCCAGUUCGACCCCGAAUAUGUCCAGAGGGAUCCGCUGCUCAACACGAGACAGACGUACAUCCGCACGAAACCGAACAUCACGGCGUUCUUGAGGAGUUGCAGGAAGGCGCUGCGGAGCGUCCGUUCGUUCCAGGUUGUGCAUCUUCCGCAGGAGUUUAUUGACUUCGAGACAAAGCUGGCCGAAUGUCUGCCCAAAAUGGACAACCUGGUCUUGUUGAGGAUCGAGGAGCCGGUCUCGCUCGAUCUGCUCCAGAGAGCGGCCCCCAACAUACGGCAUCUUGCGCUGACGCUGAACAGCUUCCGCAAGUCGAAACACCGGGUUGCGUCGCUGCCGCUGAAAACUGUCGCUAUCGGGCCUUCCAGCCAGCCUGACAGGCUGUUGUCGCGUCUGGUGAGACACCCGCAGAAACUAGAGGGCCUGGAGCUUGUGUGGCCGCACCGCAAGAUCAAGCUCCGCGACCUGGUGGCCUCCGCCGACUCGCAACGACAGCCCCUCGACGCGUUUUCUAAUCUCGCACACCUCAGUCUCGUGAGCGCCAUCAUCUCGCCAGAGGACCAGUUUCUGCGAAAGAUCGAGUCGGGCCUCCAAUCUCUCUGUUUCACCGACAUCAACGAGAUCGGCCAGUCGGAGUCCAUUCUCGACACGUUCCGGCCCGUCAGACUCAGACGGCUGGGCAUCGAUCUGCGCCAGGGAUCCACGGACUCCGUUGCGCCUUUUCUCAACAGACUGCCCCUGGGCUCCCUCGUCGAGCUCCACCUCGUUAUUAGAUACAACUGUUUGAAACGGAUACCGCUGGAAACGCUUGUCGACCAGUACAUCGCCGCCAUCGAAAGACAAUCCGCCAGUCUACGCAAGAUAUCGCUCGAAAUCCGGUUCGAAAAAGAGCUGGUUGAAAUCCAGGAACAGCUUUCCGAGGCGCAAUUCAGCCGCCUCUUCAUGAGCCACGCCUUUCCUGCGCUCGAAUCACUCCGUAUCCAAGCGCAGUUUGCAUUCAUCUGCAAGGACAAACUGACGUUCUUCAAAAACCUCCCCAGACUUCACAAGUUAUGGAUCCUUGGUAGCAACGCAUUUGAAAAACACUGGGGGCUGGGGAACGCAUAUCCGGGCGUAUUUGACAACUGGCUCCGAAUCCAGCACCUCCCUACAGGGCUGGUGAACAACGAGCCACGGCCGAAAACGUCGCUCCGCUACAUAAAACUUGACGACUGUCUGUUUGAGAUCAAGGAGAAAAAUGACACCAAAGAAAUCGUCCCCAGAGACUCCAUAGACAGCUGGUUCGAGUCUCAGACUCACGUCCGCGCUGUCCGUCCAUUGACCUAG
Ogataea haglerorum is the source of this 1464-nucleotide messenger RNA. RefSeq lists its product as uncharacterized. NCBI's taxonomy places the organism in Eukaryota, Fungi, Ascomycota, Pichiomycetes, Pichiales, Pichiaceae. The record is from RefSeq and is a predicted model, not a curated record. The transcript has a single exon. The coding region runs from base 1 to 1464 and encodes 487 amino acids.